Messenger RNA from Ruditapes philippinarum (Manila clam), 1041 nucleotides. RefSeq names its product galanin receptor 2b-like. Lineage: Eukaryota; Metazoa; Mollusca; Bivalvia; Venerida; Veneridae. The transcript has a single exon. The coding region runs from base 1 to 1041 and encodes 346 amino acids. Gene Ontology annotation, cellular component: plasma membrane. Gene Ontology annotation, biological process: G protein-coupled receptor signaling pathway. The record is from RefSeq and is a predicted model, not a curated record. Gene Ontology annotation, molecular function: G protein-coupled receptor activity.
AUGGGAAACCUACCAGUAUGUGAGGAGAAAGCUGUCCAGUCUGACAACUCAUCAAAUAGCAGUUAUGCCUACAUCUAUUAUGACAACUACGUAUACUAUGGCGAAGAAACAAAUGAGCUACCAGACUCUAAAAAGGCUAUAAUCUAUCUAGCUUAUCAAAUUUUACCAGUAAUAAUGGCCGCAGUGUCUUUUUCCGGAAACUCUCUUAUCAUCAUUACUUUGAUGCUGAAGAAAAAUCGGGUGUUUUCUACAUCAGCAUUGUUUAUUUCACUGGCAGUUGCUGAUUUGAUUGCUUCUGUUAGUGGCUCAUUUCCAGCCUGGCUAAUGGACAUGAUCGACGUUGACAUCAACGAUUUGAACAUUGAUAUUGACUGCAAGAUGAGUCCACUCUUUUCUAAUGCCGGAAAAUUUGUUUCCUCUAUAGUUUUGGCGGCCAUAACUAUUGAAAGAACGCUUGCUGUUUACUUCCCUCACAAAGUUAAAGUUUUAUGUAAUUCAUUCAAAGUAAAAGUGGCUUUGUUUGUUGUAUGGACAACAUGCUUUGGUAUCAGCAUAUUUAUAUCAAUUCAAUAUGAACCUAUAAUAUCGGAUGGCUUCUUUUAUUGCAUUUCAUCUGUAAGUUAUUUUACAGCUAUUCUUAUAUUCUCCAUUGAGUUUCUAAUACCUUUCAUCAUUAUAGGUGUAGGUUCGUUUGCCAUUAUUGUCAGACUAUAUGUGCGAGUAGACGUAACAUCAAAAGGUAAAAAAAGAAAAACAGACAUGAGAAAUAUAACAUUCACCCUUAUUAUAAUAAAUAUAGUAUUUGCUGUGACAAAACUUCCCUAUUUUGUACACAGUACUGUAAUCUUGAUAAAAGAAUCAUGGAAAUGUGAGGUCCUUGAACCAAUGGAUAGUUAUUUUUGGAGUACAGUUUCUAUAACAAUGGACGAUAUGAAUCAUGUGGUAAAUUUCUUUAUUUACUUUUUGACCGGUACACAGUUCAGAAAUGAUGUUAAAUAUCUAUUGUUUAAUUGGAUCAAGAAAUGUCGAAACAAGAAUUAA